CUUUGGAGCAGUUCGGCUACACUGAGUCUCUGUGAAGGUUCUUGGACGGGACCUCCUGCAAGGACAGCGUCGAGGCGGGCUUGGUUCCGCUCUCGGAGCCAUGGCUAAAGGUACCCGCCCUGACAGAUGCUGGGGGGGAGGGCGAGACCAUGUCCAAGCCCCGGGAAAGCAAAGCGGAGGCGGCGGCGGCGGCUACAGAGAGCACCGAGAGAAGGGGGCCCGGCCGCCCCAGGAUGAACGGGGAGAACGUAUUUCUUGGCCAGUCCAAAAUCUACACCUACCUAAGUUCUAACAAAUCUCCUGGUGCUCGUCCUCCACUUCAAGAGGAAAACUCAGUCAUGCAUCAUGAGGUGAAAUGUCAAGGCAAAACACUAAAUGAAACAUGCAAAAGAGGUGAUGGGAAAAAAAAUACUCUUAAUACAAUAGAAGGUGCUAUAAAACCAGAAGACCAGAAUGAUAAAGAAAGUGGGUGUGAUUCUUCAGUGUCUUUUCCUAAUCAAAAACAAGAAGCUGCAGAAACUCAGAAAAACAUGCCUCUUCCUUCUGAUUCUCCUGAUGCAGCAAAUGCAAAGCCAGCUCAGAAGAAGGUGGUAAAAGCAAAACCUGGACCAAGGAGAAAAGCGCAAGGAAAAACAUCACAGAAUCGAAAAGUGACAGAUUAUUACCCUGUUAGAAGAAGUUCUCGGAAGAGCAAAACGGAAUUGCAGACUGAAGAAAAGAGGAGAAUAGAUGAAUUAAUUGAAAGUGGGAAAGAAGAAGGAAUGAAGAUUGAUUUCAUUGACGGUAAAGGGAGAGGGAUAAUUGCUACCAAACACUUUAAUCGAGGAGAAUUUGUGGUAGAAUAUCAUGGGGAUCUCAUAGAGAUCACUGAUGCUAAAAAGCGAGAAGCUGUGUAUGCCCAAGACCCAUCCACAGGGUGCUAUAUGUACUACUUUCAGUAUUUAAGCAAAAUGUACUGUGUCGAUGCUACAAAAGAGACUAAUCGUCUGGGAAGGCUGAUUAAUCACAGCAAAUGUGGCAAUUGUCAAACAAAGCUUCAUGAUGUUGAUGGCGUACCUCAUCUCAUACUGAUAGCCUCCCGAGACAUUAAAGUGGGUGAAGAACUAUUGUAUGAUUAUGGAGACAGGAGCAAAGCUUCCAUUGAAGCUCAUCCGUGGCUGAAACACUAAUCCAUCCUUUUUUGGACUGAGCACUGUUGAAGGAAGUCGAUGGA
Chelonoidis abingdonii (Abingdon island giant tortoise) is the source of this 1213-nucleotide messenger RNA. It is a transcript of the gene KMT5A, whose product is annotated as lysine methyltransferase 5A. Gene Ontology annotation, biological process: regulation of transcription by RNA polymerase II; regulation of DNA damage response, signal transduction by p53 class mediator. NCBI's taxonomy places the organism in Eukaryota, Metazoa, Chordata, Testudines, Testudinidae. Gene Ontology annotation, cellular component: polytene chromosome; nucleus. Gene Ontology annotation, molecular function: transcription regulator activity; histone H4K20 methyltransferase activity; protein binding. The record is from RefSeq and is a predicted model, not a curated record.